CAGAAAGCCCGAAUCCGGGAGCCUAGGCCGUGGGGGAGGGGAAGGGCCGCGAUGGUACGGGGAGGGGGUCCCGGACCCCCGGGACCGGACGUCUGCCCCACCCCACCCUGCUUUGGGGGGGGGUCUUUCGAAUGAGAGUGGACCCUAGGGCCGGGUCGGGAGGGGGUCGGGAUGCCCCGCCCUCUGCGGGAGCCCAGUCCGGAAGGCAGCUCCACUCUCGGGCCCCUUUGUCUGCGAGCCGCUCGGAACCGGGCUCCGGCCGGCGACACAAAGGGAAGGCGGUGAGGACCGCGCAGGCGCGCGAGCCGCUGAGGUUGCUGGGAGCGGUGGUCCGGCUGCCUAAUGAAAUCCUGAAGGAGCUGGAUGAGUACUAUGAGAAAUUCAAACGCGAGACAGACGGCGUCCAGAAAAGGAGAGUGCUGCAUUGCAUUCAGAGAGCCCUGAUUCGGAGCCAGGAGCUGGGCGACGAGAAGAUCCAGAUCGUGAGUCAGAUGGUCGAGCUGGUGGAGAACCGGACCAGGCAGGUGGACAGUCACGUGGAGCUCUUUGAGGCCCAUCAGGAGGUUAAUGACACCACUGGCCACAGCGGCAAAGCCGGCCAGGAUAAGUCCAAGAGUGAGACAAUCACGCAGGCGGAGAAGACCAAUAAUAAGCGGUCUCGGCGACAGCGCAACAACGAGAACCGAGAGAACGCGGCCAAUAAUCACGACCACGAUGACAUCACCUCCGGGACGCCUAAGGAGAAGAAGGCAAAAGCCUCCAAGAAGAAGAAACGCUCCAAGGCCAAAGCCGAGCGGGAAGCGUCCCCUGCCGACCUUCCCAUUGACCCGAACGAGCCGACGUACUGUCUGUGCAAUCAGGUCUCCUAUGGAGAGAUGAUCGGCUGUGACAAUGACGAGUGCCCCAUCGAAUGGUUCCAUUUCUCCUGCGUGGGGCUGAAUCACAAACCCAAGGGCAAGUGGUACUGUCCCAAGUGUCGAGGGGAGAACGAGAAGACCAUGGACAAGGCCCUGGAGAAAUCCAAAAAGGAGCGGGCGUACAACAGGUAGUAGGCGGAGCCCGCGCGGUGAGGACAGCGGGCCGGCCGGGGUAUUUAUUCCGUCGCCACCUGUGCUGAGGCGCAAGGACCGUACAUUGUAUAUUUUUCAAAAAUGUUAGAAAAGGAGCCAUUCCUUUUGCAGGGAUGGCGGUGAUUCUCUGCCUUUUGUUUUCAUUGGUACACACGUGUAACAAGAAAGUGGUCUGUGGAUCAGCAUUUUAGAAACUACAAAUAUAGGUUUGAAUUAAACACUCAAGUGAGACUCAGA
Molecule: messenger RNA, 1307 nt
Organism: Mustela erminea (ermine)
Lineage: Eukaryota; Metazoa; Chordata; Mammalia; Carnivora; Mustelidae
Gene: ING1
Product: inhibitor of growth family member 1
Exons: 2
Coding region: 132-1049 (305 amino acids)
Biological process (GO): positive regulation of DNA-templated transcription
Cellular component (GO): nucleus
Source: RefSeq, a predicted model, not a curated record